AAUGACUUUGGAACUUAACCAAGACGUUUAAGUUUAUAAAUAUGAUUUCCAUACUUUGUGACAUUUACAGUUAAAUAUUUCGGACAUUAAAUGUUUUGUUUUUUUCGAAAUAGAAACUAAAAAUGGUUUGUUGUGUGUUCUGCGCGGGUGAAGGAUUCUGUUCCAAAUGUGUCAGUAUCAUGGUCAGUUUAACAUUCUCAUUCCAUGCAUUUGGGUUCCUGAGCCCUUAUUGGUUUUGUGAUGGGGACGAUUGUAAGCUGAUGGGGUUGUACUUUCAUUGUUAUGACGGAACUUGUGAUGGCGAAGUGUUGGACGACCCUAUUCUUACACUGGUUGUGAUAAUACUUAUUUCUAGCCUAACGUUGGCCUUGACAUUGUGUUUUGUUCUACAUUGCACGAAAUACGAGUGGAGGAAAAUGUCACCAAAAAUGUCGUUGUUUAUUGGAGGCUGGUUCCUAAUACAAGAAAUACUUACAACAUCUGUGCUGAUAGCUAUUGCCGUCAAGUAUGACCGGAUAGGUUGGUCAGCUUACGUGUUUACAGUGCCCGGGAUAAUCUUCCUGGGCUUUAUGAUGCUUGUACUGAUAUACAUGUGGUGUUUUCCAACGAAAACUGUCAACCCGUCUUGAUUUUCCUUAACUACUAUUGUAGUAUUUUGUAUAAAAUUCGUUUAUUGUGGACUUGUAUGAAUUUUGCAUAGCACUUUUAGUUGUUUUUGUGAAACAUAAUUACAUUGUAUUGUUAAAAGUUGAAUAUUUAUGUAAAUUACUGCCUGAAUAUUCGGCCGGGAAGGACUCUCCAUACAGAGAGAAAACAACAACAGAAACAACAAUAUACAUUCAUGUAUUUCAGGAGCACUAUAUUA
This is a messenger RNA of Ruditapes philippinarum (Manila clam), 865 nucleotides long. RefSeq lists its product as uncharacterized. The transcript has 4 exons. The coding region runs from base 123 to 629 and encodes 168 amino acids. NCBI's taxonomy places the organism in Eukaryota, Metazoa, Mollusca, Bivalvia, Venerida, Veneridae. The record is from RefSeq and is a predicted model, not a curated record.